Messenger RNA from Candida tropicalis MYA-3404, 1230 nucleotides. Its product is annotated as pyridoxal-phosphate-dependent aminotransferase family protein. The record is from RefSeq and is a predicted model, not a curated record. Gene Ontology annotation, molecular function: L-serine:pyruvate transaminase activity; L-alanine:glyoxylate transaminase activity. Gene Ontology annotation, cellular component: peroxisome. NCBI's taxonomy places the organism in Eukaryota, Fungi, Ascomycota, Pichiomycetes, Serinales, Debaryomycetaceae. The transcript has a single exon. The coding region runs from base 1 to 1230 and encodes 409 amino acids.
AUGUUUAGAUUAUUACCUGCAAGAGUUAAUAAUUUAAUAUUUAAAAACCAAUCAAGAAUCUCUACCAAUAUAAUUACCCAAUCAAGAAUGUCUUUCCAUUAUAAACAACCAGAACAUAAAUUGACUUUAAUUCCAGGUCCAAUUGAAUUUUCUGAUGAUGUUUUAGCUUCAAUGGCUACUCCUUCACAAGCUCAUACAUCACCAGAAUUUGUAUCUACUUUUCAACAAGUUUUACAAAAUUUAAGAAAAUUGUUUAAAUCCACUGAUUCUAAUACUCAAGGUUAUGUUUUAAGUGGAUCUGGUACUUUAGGUUGGGAUGUUGCUGCUAGUAAUUUAUUAAAUCCUGGUGAAAAAGUUUUAGUUUUAAGUACUGGAUUCUUUUCUGAUUCUUUUGCAGAUUGUUUAAGAGUUUAUGAUGCUGAUGUUGAUGUUAUUACUGCUGAAGUUGGUGAUGUUGUACCAUUGGAUAAAAUUGAAGAACAAUUGAAGAAGGAAAAAUAUCAAGUUAUUACAAUUACUCAUGUUGAUACUUCUACUUCUGUUGUUAGUGAUGUUGAAGCAAUUAGUAAAAUUGUCAAGAAAGUUUCUCCAGAAACUUUGAUUGUUGUUGAUGGUGUUUGUUCAAUCGGUGUUGAAGAUUUGGAAUUUGAUAAAUGGGGUAUUGAUUUUGUUUUAACCGCUUCUCAAAAAGCUCUUGGUGUUCCAGCUGGUUUAUCUGUUUUAUAUGCCAGUGAAAGAGCAUUAGCCAAAGCUUUGAACAAGACUAAAGAUACUACAUUUUUUGCCUCUUUGAAAAGAUGGACUCCAAUCAUGAAAGCUUAUGAAAGUGGAAAUGGUGCUUAUUUCGCCACACCAGCAGUUCAAACCAUCACAGCUUUGAAAACAUCUUUGGAAGAAAUUUUAAGUCAAUCAAUUGAUGAAAGAUUUGCUAAACAUGCCCAAGUUUCUGAUAAAUUUAAGAGUGAUGUUGAAAGUCUCGGAUUAAAGAUUGUUCCAGCUAAUAAACAAGUUGCUGCUCAUGGUUUAACUGCAGUUUAUUUCCCAGAAAACAUCAAUGGUCCUGAUUUAUUGAAAAAAUUAUCUGAAAAAGGAUUUGUUGUUGCUGGUGGUAUUCACAAGAAAUUAGUUGGUAAAUAUUUCAGAGUUGGACAUAUGGGUUAUUCAGUUUAUGCUGGUCACAUUGACAAAUUAACCAAGGCCUUGGAAGAAUCUUUGAAUGAACUUAAGUAA